Molecule: messenger RNA, 741 nt
Organism: Didymodactylos carnosus
Lineage: Eukaryota; Metazoa; Rotifera; Eurotatoria; Philodinida; Philodinidae
Source: the annotation of a GenBank genome assembly
AUGAGUCGCACCGCAAGUGCUGGUUUUGAUCGUGAUAUAACAAUUUUUUCACCUGAAGGUCGCCUGUAUCAAGUUGAAUAUGCAUUUAAAGCGAUUAACCAAGGUGGUUUGACAUCUGUUGCUGUUCGUGGUACUGAUUGUGUUAUUGCAAUUGCACAGAAAAAAAUUCCUGAUAAAUUACUUGAUCCAUCAACAGUUACACAUUUACAUGCUAUUACACCGACAAUCGGUUGUGUAAUGACAGGAAUGCUUGCUGAUUCAAGGUGGCAAGUACAACGCGCACGCUAUGAAGCAGCAAGUUGGAAAUAUAAAUAUGGUUAUGAUACGCCAGUUGAUGCUUUGUGUCGUCGUAUUGCCGACAUUAGUCAAGUUUAUACUCAAGAAGCAGAAAUGAGACCACUUGGUUGUAGUAUGAUUUUGUUUGGUAUUGACGAUGAAAAAGGUCCAUUAUUGUAUAAAACCGAUCCAGCUGGUUAUUUUUGUGGUUUCAAAGCAACAAGUGCCGGUGUAAAACAAACAGAAGCGAAUAACUUUUUAGAAAAACGUAUUAAAAAGAAAAGUGAUCUGCCAUAUGAGGAUGCUAUUGAAUUGGCCAUCUCAACGUUAGCUAGUGUUUUGUCAACAGAUUUGAAACCAAGUGAAAUUGAAAUCGCAGUUGUUACAAAUGAAAAUAUUAAGUUUAGAGUAUUACCGGAAAAUGAAGUUGAACAACAUUUAACAAGAAUUGCCGAAAAAGAAUAA